CAAAGAGAAAAACUCCAUUGAGCAUUAUCUAGGACCUUUCAUUUCAUAUAUAUAUAAAUAUUUUUUUUUCUUCUUCUUAAGAAAGCUAUAUAGCUAGGUUUAAUAAUAUUCUCCAGAAGAAUCUUAUUAUAUAUCAAUACUCUCUAGCUACUACUUCUUCUCUUAUAAGAAACACUACUACUUUUACAAAGUAGAGAGAGUUUUCUAAUUAGAAGAGAGAUAAGACCAAGGAUAUAUAUAUAUAUAUAUAUCAAGAGUUCUUGAUUGGAUAAUAUAAGUCAUAUAUAUAUCAUGGAGUAUAGAAAUCUUCAUCAUCAUCAUCAGAAUCAGCAACAGGUACAAGAACAGUCUUCUAAUUUUCCAAUACUUCAUCAUCAUCCUGACAGAAUCAACAACACUACUACUGGGAAUAAUUGGAACCCAAGCAUCAAUUUUUUGAAUAAUAAUGGAAUCAAUAAUAGUAGUAUUGUGUAUCCAAAUGGAGAAAUUGGGUAUUCAAGGCUAUGGCCCUCAUCAACAUCAUCAUCAUCAAUAUCACCAUUAAUCACAACUCAAGACUUGAUGAUUGGCUAUAACAACACUUGUACUACUACUACUUCUUCUGAUCAUCUUCAACAACAAUCAUCGACCAAUAAUAAUGAUCAUGAUCAUGAUGGUGAUGAUCAUGAAACAACUCUAGUUAAAGAAGAGCCAACAGAUUCUUUCUCCAAAUUGAAGAUAAACAAUAAUAUUAGUACUACUUCUUCUCCUUAUUCAGACAUUGAAAAAUCCAAUUACCUUUUCUCAACCAUGUUCAAUAAUAUCAAUAAGCCAAUCAAUAAUUACCACCACCAUCAUCAUCAUUCUCAUCAAGAUUUCUACUCCUUUAUUCAAUCUCAAACCAACAAUAGUACUUUUACUGAUCAUGAUCAUGAUCGUGAUAUAAUUAAUAGUACUUCAUUGUUGAUGUUGAAUAAUAAUAAUAAUAAUAAUAAUUAUUCUUCUUCUUCUUCUCAUAACAAUAACAAUAAUGGGGGAUUCAAUAGCUUAUUAUUACAAGGAAAUACUACUAAUAAUAAUAAUUUAGAUCUAUUGAUUUCUCCUACGAGUUGUAGUAGUAGUAGUCCAUCUUCAUCAGUACAUAAUUCUAGUAAUAAUAAUAAUCUUAGUCUCUAUAGCCAAACCAACUCUACCACUCCUUUAUGCCAUGGUCAUCAUCAUCAUCAUGACAUGCAAGAAUAUUCAAGAUCAAACAGCUCCAACAUGAGUACUAGAUCAUCAAGUAGUUUGUUAAACGAAGUAACAAUAAGAAGUAAGAGACCAAGCUCUUUUCCAGAGACAAAGGAAUAUUCUCGUGCAGAAUCGAAGAAGUCAAAGUCAACAUCCAUCUCACGAACCACAUCAAACCCACCACUCAAGGUUAGGAAAGAGAAACUAGGAGACAGAAUUGCAGCUCUUCACAGGUUGGUGGCACCUUUUGGCAAGACUGAUACUGCAUCUGUACUAACAGAAGCAAUAGGCUACAUCCAAUUCCUUCAUGACCAAGUCCAGACUCUAAGCAUGCCUUAUAUGAAGUCAGUGCAACAAACCAAGCCUCCCAGGAAAAUUCAACAGGUACAUGGUUUGGGUAAUGAAGAAGAGACAGAAUUGAUGAAGAAGGUGGAUCUUAGGAGUAGAGGGCUUUGUCUUGUACCUCUAUCAUGUGCCUCUUAUUUAAAUGGUUUUGAUUAAUAACCAUAUUAUAUAUAGAGAACAACAAAAACAAAAACUAAUAAAAAAGAGAUGAAUUAUGAGAUCAAUAUAUAUUGCCUUAAAUCCACACUGGUUGUCUAUUGAGGUGAGAUUUGUCAUGAAAAAAACUCACCUCAAUUGACAGUCAAUAUAUAAUACUAUACAAAGAAGAAGUAGGCAUAAUAUGGUUUCAAACUUUAAAGUCAACUUUGGUUAUAAUUUUCUUUUUUCUUUUCUGUUCUAGGUUACUGAUCAGUAAUAUUGUACUUUUGACAAACCAAAAUCAAGAUUUAAUUUCUUUUGUUUGAUA
Messenger RNA from Cannabis sativa, 2020 nucleotides. RefSeq names its product transcription factor bHLH110. The coding region runs from base 292 to 1710 and encodes 472 amino acids. Gene Ontology annotation, biological process: regulation of transcription by RNA polymerase II. Gene Ontology annotation, molecular function: protein dimerization activity; DNA-binding transcription factor activity, RNA polymerase II-specific; RNA polymerase II cis-regulatory region sequence-specific DNA binding. NCBI's taxonomy places the organism in Eukaryota, Viridiplantae, Streptophyta, Magnoliopsida, Rosales, Cannabaceae. The transcript is spliced from 7 exons. Gene Ontology annotation, cellular component: nucleus. The record is from RefSeq and is a predicted model, not a curated record.